GCCGAGGCCGAGCCCAGCCCAGCAAUCUGGCGGGCCCCGUUGGAGACCGAGGCGGUCCAGUUGUUUAAGAAGGGGAUCCCGAGGCCCGGACGAGCAGAAGGAAACCCUAGCCGCCGUCGUCUUCCUCUUCGUCGUCCUCGAAGCCAUCUUCUGGUCUGUUGGUAGCUAUGGCGCUGCGCACCGUUGCCGCGAAGCUGAAGGCCCCCGUCGCCUCUCUCAAGCAGGCCUGGGCGGUCUGCCGUCCUCAGGCUAAGCACCCUUUGGAGGGCCUGAAUGUUGAUCCGCUCACCCUCCAGGAGAUGAAGGCCCUCGAGAGGGCCGUUAGGGCAGGCGAAAUGAAGCAGACUUUGGUUACCAUUGGCUUCAUGGGUGGUUUGACUGGUGCGGUUGCCCAUUUGCUCCAUUCAGACUUAGCUGCCCGUGAGGCGACGGCGGAGGCGGAGGCGGAGGCGGCGGUACGUGAGGUGCUUGAUUCGCUUGAUUCAGAUGUCAAUGCGGUUGGUACAAACAAAGACUAAGGCGCCCAAGGAAAUGGCGUUUGGUUAGCCUCGCUGUUAUGUGCGUUAAUUUUAAGCUGGUGCGGAUGUCUUAUAUGUUUAACUACUCGGUAUUUGGCUUGUGGCAAGAGUACUAUUUAUGACUGGGUAGUCUGUGGAUUCAUCCGAGUAAUCUCUGAUAAUAUUGAGGUUUCAUCUGUGUAAUAUGUUAUCUAAGCAAAGGGUCAAGCGUUUUGUCA
Molecule: messenger RNA, 736 nt
Organism: Triticum aestivum (bread wheat)
Lineage: Eukaryota; Viridiplantae; Streptophyta; Magnoliopsida; Poales; Poaceae
Exons: 3
Coding region: 168-518 (116 amino acids)
Source: RefSeq, a predicted model, not a curated record